GCACAGGAACCAACACUAUCGCUUAUUCGAUCAUCUGGAUAAGCUUUCCAAAUCCUACCAUUUCUAAAAUUCUAGGCCAUGGGGUGCCUUAAAUUGACUCGCCCUCCAUGUUUGAUUGUUCAAUUGGACGGUUUCGGGCCUUAGCUUUCCACAGAAGAACAAGGUUUUCCAUUGGCCAUGACUUCUUAAACGCUAAGGUUUUACUUUGGAAUAGAGACCCAUCUCGAUUCGCUGUAAUAGAGAGUAGGAGACGAACAGACUGAAUCUUGACUACCGAGUGGAAAGCAUGGCAGCUCCAGCAACAGCAGAUAUAUGUGAUGCAAAUGCAGCACAUGUCACAAGCGGAGAUCUCCGAGUACUACAACAAAAAUUCAAGAUUUACGGGCAACGACGAGCGUUCUCAGGACCAAUAGUGACAGUGAAGGUGUUUGAAGACAAUGUUCUGGUAAGACAACUUCUUGAAAGCCAAGGUGAGGGGAGGGUUCUGGUGAUUGAUGGGAAUGGAAGCAGGAGAUGUGCAUUGUUGGGAGGCAACCUUGGGCAGGUGGCUCAAAGCAUGGGGUGGGCUGGUGUUGUCGUAAAUGGCUGCAUAAGAGAUGUUGAUGAGAUCAAUAACUGUGAUGUUGGUGUGAGAGCAUUGGGGACUAAUCCAUUGAAGUCGAACAAGAAAGGGUUGGGAGAGAAGCAUGUGCCUGUUCAUAUUGGUGGGACUUUGAUUCAUGAAGGAGAGUGGCUGUAUGCAGAUAGUGAUGGCAUUUUGGUGUCCAAAUUUGAGUUGUCUGUUGAAUAGAUAGCUGAUUCAUAGCAUCAUUGCUUGUUUCUUAAGCUUCUUCCAAAGUGUAUUGGAUUGAGUCAUGAGAAGAACUCUUUCAUAGUUUGUUUCCCAAUGUAAUAUUCAAUGUAGCUUUCUAUUCCGAGGUCCUUCGAAAUUAACGUUCUGAUUUAAUUACGAUUUCGUUUUUAGGCCGUUCAAAAACAUGCUUGUAAGAGGAAAUCAUUAUCCACAUUUGAGAUAAUUCGUCAA
Messenger RNA from Cucurbita pepo subsp. pepo (vegetable marrow), 1024 nucleotides. RefSeq names its product Ribonuclease E inhibitor RraA/Dimethylmenaquinone methyltransferase. Lineage: Eukaryota; Viridiplantae; Streptophyta; Magnoliopsida; Cucurbitales; Cucurbitaceae. Gene Ontology annotation, biological process: regulation of RNA metabolic process. The record is from RefSeq and is a predicted model, not a curated record. Gene Ontology annotation, molecular function: ribonuclease inhibitor activity.